AUGUCCACCGCAACCCUAAGCAUAGCCCGCAUCGACGUCUUCCAAAAAGCCCUCCCCUACUCAGGCGGCACCUACACCCUCUCCAACAACCGCACCUACACCUCCUUCGACGCAACCUUCGUACGCAUCACAACCAACACCGGAAUCUCAGGCUGGGGCGAAAGCACCCCCUUCGGGUCCACCUACAUCGCAGCACAUGGGCUCGGGGUGCGCGCCGCCAUUACCGAAAUCGCACCAAAGCUCAUCGGCCUAGAUCCACGGCGCGUGGACCGCAUUAACGAUGCAAUGGACGAGGCGCUGCUCGGCCAUGAAUCCGCCAAGGCCGCGAUUGAUAUUGCGUGCUGGGACGUCUUUGGGAAGGCCGUUGGGAUGCCUGUUUGUGAGUUGCUGGGUGGGCGGACGGAUGUGGAACUCCCCAUUAUCUCAUCUAUCUAUGUUGGUGAGCCUGAGGAGAUGCGGCGGAGGGUUGCGGACCAUAGGGAGAAGGGGUACGUGGGCCACUCGAUCAAGAUUGACGGGGGGGAUCCUUCGGUGGACGCGCAGCGGAUCACGGCUUGUUUGAAGGAUAAGCAGCCUGGGGAGUUCUUUCUGGUUGAUGGGAACUGCGGACUUAGCGUUGAGACUGUGUUGCGGAUGCUGAGGCUUCUCCCGAGUGAUGCGGGACUGGACUUUGUGCUUGAGGCGCCGUGUGCGACGUGGCGGGAGUGUGUAUCCUUGCGGCGCCGAACGAACGUGCCGAUUUAUUUCGACGAACUUGCGAACUCGGAUGUCUCGAUUGUGCAGAUGAUUGCGGACGAUGCUGUGGAGGGGAUUGGGAUGAAGAUUACGAAGAACGGAGGGCUGACGCGGUGUCGAAGGCAGAGGGAUAUGUGUCUUGCGGCUGGGUAUACGAUGAGUGUGCAGGAUACUGUGGGGUCUGAUAUCUCGUUUGCGGCGAUCGUGCAUAUGGCGCAGUCGGUGCCGGAGAGGAAUCUCAGGUGUGUUCUGGAGGAUCGCGAUAUGGUUACGGUUAAGACGGCGGAUGGGCCGUUUGAGGUUGUUGGGGGGAGGGUUACAGCGCCGGCUUUGCCUGGACUGGGGAUUACGGUGCGCAUGGAUGUUCUUGGGGAGCCUGUGGCUAGUUAUUAUUGA
Messenger RNA from Aspergillus puulaauensis, 1131 nucleotides. Its product is annotated as mandelate racemase/muconate lactonizing enzyme family protein. The coding region runs from base 1 to 1131 and encodes 376 amino acids. The transcript has a single exon. NCBI's taxonomy places the organism in Eukaryota, Fungi, Ascomycota, Eurotiomycetes, Eurotiales, Aspergillaceae. The record is from RefSeq and is a predicted model, not a curated record.